Molecule: messenger RNA, 402 nt
Organism: Salarias fasciatus (jewelled blenny)
Lineage: Eukaryota; Metazoa; Chordata; Actinopteri; Blenniiformes; Blenniidae
Product: dromaiocalcin-1-like
Exons: 2
Coding region: 1-402 (133 amino acids)
Source: RefSeq, a predicted model, not a curated record
AUGGAACACAGCAUGGAUCGGCCUUUAUCGAGAUCCUACAAAUCCCACUCGCUGGAAAUGAUUUCUGAGCUGAAGCAUGAGAAGAAGACUUGGGAGGAGGCUCUGGAGCACUGCAGAGAGGAGCACAGUGAUCUGAUCAGCAUCGCCUCUGAAACUGACCGUCUUCUUGCACAAACUGAGAUGCAGCGCAACGACUUGACUGAACCUGUGUGGAUCGGCCUGCGUUUCCUCACUGACCAGUGGCUGUGGGUGGACGGAAAGACAAUGGUGUUCAAAGCCUGGCCCGAAGGAGGAGACGAGGACCACCAGUGUCCAAAGUGGAGACGCUGUGGAGCUCUAACAGUGGAGGGACUGUGGGGAAACUAUAACUGUGAGGAGAAGCGUUACUUUCUCUGCAGAUGA